Pseudovirgaria hyperparasitica is the source of this 1716-nucleotide messenger RNA. Its product is annotated as acetyl-CoA synthetase-like protein. NCBI's taxonomy places the organism in Eukaryota, Fungi, Ascomycota, Dothideomycetes, Acrospermales, Acrospermaceae. The coding region runs from base 1 to 1716 and encodes 571 amino acids. The transcript is spliced from 5 exons. The record is from RefSeq and is a predicted model, not a curated record. Gene Ontology annotation, molecular function: medium-chain fatty acid-CoA ligase activity. Gene Ontology annotation, biological process: fatty acid metabolic process.
AUGCUGUCCACUUUACCACGAAUGCCUAUCUUUGAGGCUUUGGCAAAGCACGACCCUACGCACACAGCCGUGGUACAUUCUAUAUCACAGCGAAAGUAUACAUAUGGGCAGUUACUCCAAGAUGUCUGUAACACUAGACAAAAGCUGGCGGAGAGUCUCAAUAGCGCGGCUUUGGAAGGAGAGAGAGUAGCUUUCUUGAUCGAAAAUAAUUACGAUUAUGUAGUGAACCUCUUAGCAAUAUUCAGUAGCAAUGCCGUAGCUGUUCCUCUUGCUCCUUCUUUCCCUUCAAGCGAAUUGCGAUAUAUUAUAGAUCAUUGCGAGGCGCAUCUGCUGCUGGCUUCGAGCAAAUAUCACGAGAAGGCAACAGACGUUGUAAAAGAAGGCCUACAGACUGCGACGCAUAUCUCUAUAGUCGACAAACUUGUUCCCAAUGAUAGUCAAGACUAUGAUGUUAGAAUAGAGGACCCCGUUGAGUGUAAAAGUGGAAUGAUGCUAUAUACUUCAGGUACAACGAAUCGCCCGAAAGGAGUCCUGCUAUCCCAGUCCACACUAUCAGCCCAGUCUCUAUCGCUUCUCGAAGCUUGGAAAUAUUCUCCGUCUGAUUACCUCCUACACGUCCUUCCAUUGCACCAUAUACAUGGAACAGUCAACGCAAUCCUAGCCCCUUUAAUGGCAGGUUCGACAAUCGAAUUCAUGUUCCCAUUCAAUGUAGAUGCUGUAUGGAAACGUCUUGCAGCGCCAUUUCUGGCAAACAAGCAACAAACAUGCGACAAGAUUACAUUUUUCACGGCAGUUCCUACGAUUUAUGGGCGUCUACUUCAGUCACAUCCAAAUCUUUCUUCAGAGCUUCAGGAAGCGACUAGAAUGGCAGUGUCUCCCCAAAAUCUCCGACUCAACAUCUCCGGAUCAGCUGCAUUGCCUACACCUAUAAAGUCGGCAUGGGCUCUCCUAAGCCACGGCAAUGUGCUACUUGAAAGAUUUGGAAUGACCGAAGUAGGUAUGGCGCUGAGCUGCGGACUAGACUUCAAGGAUCGUGUAGACGGUAGCGUUGGGUGGCCACUGCCCUUUGUUGAAGCUCGACUCGUCGAUACAGACAACCAUCACGUUAUCCCGAUCGGACAAGAACUUGACGAAGACGGUGCAGAGCGCCAUGGAGAAAUUCAGCUCAGAGGCCCGACGGUGUUUCAAGGCUAUUGGCAGAAUCCCGAAGCUACGGCCAGCGAGUUCGUCAAAGGUGAGGAUGGGAAGGGUGCCUGGUUCAAGACAGGAGAUAUAGCUGUGCGACGCCAUGUCCACAGUGCAGGACAUAGUGAGGCUGUAUGGGCAAGGGGGCCCCUGUACUUCAUUCAAGGCAGAAAGAGUGCGGAUAUCAUAAAGAGCGGUGGGGAGAAAGUCAGCGCUCUUGAAGUAGAGCGAGAGAUGCUCUCAUUACCUGAAAUAUCCGAAUGCGCCGUUGUGGGAGUACCGUCGAAUUCAUGGGGCCAAAAAGUAGCUUCAGUUGUAGUCCUCUCAGAGAAAGGUCUCACGGGAGGCCGCAAUGGCAAACCCUGGGGUCCGAUGGAUCUGAGACGUGCGUUGAGAGAAAGGCUUGCGAACUACAAGAUCCCGCAGGAGAUGAAGGUACUCAAGACCAUUCCAAGGAACGCCAUGGGCAAGAUCAAUAAGAAACAGCUCGUGCUCGAUAUUUUUGAAGGUGGCUCUCCUCCUCCUGAGUAG